AUGGUCCACGACGAUUUACGAGUGGAAUGGAUCCGACAGCGAGUGUGUGCCGGCUUCAACCUAGCGAGCUGUCCGGACUGUUUCGAUGAACUCCUCAGUCGGGAAGAUGGAGAAACCGAAGAGGAGAUUAUCCGAUACCUGGACGUCGUCUCUGAGAAAGGCUCGCCUUCUUGUCUCCUGUUUUUUAAAACUAUGAGAGAGGAAGAGGUUGACGUUCCUGUCGAGAUGAAAAAUGACGACUCUUCAGAUCCUGACAAGAAGGACACCCCUGACUCAGAGGAGACACAUGAAGAAAGCCAUAGGACUGAGGUGGAAGUGGUCUAUCACACUGAGCUUCAUGUAGCAGUAAACCGCUACCCAGAGAGAUUUUUUAAUUCUCGUGUCUUCUACUUUCUGAGGAACACGAAGGAACCCAUUGUUGAACCACUGGAUAUGAAUGAAGCCAAUGUCACGAUGUGCCGGCUUUUUGACAUUGGCAUGCAUAGUGGAUACCCACUUCGGGUGCUACAGAACACACUUUCGCAUCUGUAUAUACCCAUGCUUAAUGCGCAACAGAUGACCAAAACUGGAGGAGGUCAUCAAAACGAGGAAGUUUCCCUUGACAAGGAGCCCAGUGGAGACGAUGAAGAGGAGACUCCAGCGAAGCCAAAUGGGCAGUUCACGAUUCGCGACGAGUUGCUCAACAGGACACACAAGUUUUUGGGAAUGAUCAACAGAACUCUCCAACGCCGUCAAAUUGAAGAUGAGAUUUCGCUGCAUAUCCCUGAACUGGACCUGGACUCCGGGGUGGAUGUCCUGCUUUCUGAUCCCGAGACGCUGGAGAAGUUGGAGCAGUGUGUGAUGAACUGGCAGACUCAGAUUACCAUUGUCAUUGAGGAGCAGCAAAACAAAAAGGCACAGACGCCUGGCCCUAUGGGUGAGAUAGUGCUGUGGCAGGAGCAUGCAUCUGUCCUGAGUGCUCUGAGUGAGCAGCUUAAACAGCCUGCGGUGGAGAAGAUCAUAGAGGUGAUGACCAAAGCAGAUGCAGGCGUUGUUCAGACCCUGCAAGAAACAAUUGCUGAACUUACUAAAUACCGUUUGGUGUCGGAGAGUAAUGUCGACUUUCUCAAGACACUGGAGAGACACUUCAUGAAUCUGGCCACUGGAGCAGAUUUUUUUGUGAUCCUGAAGACCAUCCCUGAUCUGAUGGAGAGCCUGCAGAUUGUGUGGAUGAUCUCCUGCCACUACAACACAAAUGAGCGCAUGGUCCCCCUCAUGGAGAAAAUUGCCUGGCAACUUUGUGAACGCGUGGCUCAAGUAAUUGAUGUCCACACCCUGUUCAAAGAUAAGAGAGAAGUAGCCAUAUCCACGGUGCAUGAGGCUAAGCAGGUUCUGGAUCAGUGGAAGUCUUCCUACUUUGAGAUGCGUGCUGGAAUUGAAGAAUUAGGCCAAUAUUCCCGCUGGGAAUUUGACCGUAAGAGACUGUUUGAGAGGAGUGAUUACAUGGCUUCUGUCUGCCAGGAUCUGUACAACGUUUUGCAGAUUUUGGAGGAGUUUCAUAACAUCUUUGGUCCAGAGCUGAAAAAUGUGACUGGUGACCCAAAACGCAUUGAUGAAGUGCUGUGCAGAGUGGAUAACCUGGUUUUGCCUUUUGAGGAAGUCGAUUUUGAUCCUUUCAGCAUUUUUAAGAUGAGCAGCUGGAAAAUGAUCAUGCAAGAGUUCGACACCACAGUUCAGGCUAUUGAAGGAGAGGCCAUCAACUUCAUCGAUCAGUCUUUUAAGACACUGCGUUCUUCAGCUGCUGCCUUUGAAAUGCUGCUGAAAUUCAAACACAUCCGCUCCAGAGAGCUUGUCAACAACCAUUUGAUGAAAAAGUUUAAUGACAUCUUGGCUCAGUUUUGCAAAGAGGUGGACAGCAUAAAUGAAAUCUUUGAGACAAUGAAGGACAAACCACCACUAAGUAAGAAUGAGCCUCCUGUGACCGGAGCCAUCAGAUGGGCACAAUUUCUUUUCCGCCACAUCAAACAAACCAUCCUUCCCUUCCUGAAAGUGCCAGAGAUGGUGGCGAGUGAGCAGGGUAAAGCGGUCGCUCAGGCCAAGGACAAGUAUGUGGAAUUAGCACUGCGCAUCAAGGACUAUGAAGUGAACAAGUAUGAGUGCUGGCAGGAGGAGACAGAACAAAACCUGCCAUUGCUGAUGAAGAAAACCCUGUUGGUCAGGAUUACUAGUGACAACCCAGUCCAGACAACAGGGGAUGUCCCACCAACUGAAAUAAGCCUGGAGAGGGGUAUUCGAUAUAUGGUGAACUUUGCUCCAGAGAUCUGGGAGACCAUUUCUGAGGCAAACUACCUUUCAGCACUGGGCUACUCUUUGUCUGACAUGCCCCUAAAUGUUGCUCUGCAAAAGGACAAAUUAAUCAAGUGUGUCGAUGACCUUAACAGGCUUGUCAACUGCUACCACUCUGUCAUGGAAAGCCUGAGUGAGGCACAUAUCAUUAUGUUGGCUCCACACAUCAAAGCCGUCCGAAAAGUGAUGCUUUUUGGAUGCAAAAGAGCCAACUGGAAUUCCAUCGGGAUCCCCGAAUUCAUCACACGAAGCAUUCAGGCUGUCUCUAUGUUUCAGUCACUUGUCAAUCAAAUUCACAACAAUGAGAAGGAAAUUGAUUCCAAGUUGCAAUCGUUGAUGAUGGCAAACUUACUGAAAUUUCCAAUGCCAGAUAAAUCAAGCGACUUACCAGGUGUCAAGAAGUUCUGUGAACACAUUGAGCGAGAGCGGGUCAAGACCAUAAAUCUCCUAAGUAGGAAGUAUACCGCCAUUGGAUUCCUCAUCACAACGACGGAACAUCUGAUCAUGGAAACCAGCAGUGGCAAAGCCAAAUGUAUGGCAAGUUAUUACAUGUACUGGGAACGCAAGGUGCUGGAUGCCCUUAUACAGUUGGUGCUGAGGAACAUACAGGCCUUCAGCAUGACGCUGAUGGGAAGUACCGCUCUCUUUCAAGUUGAUGCCAUCCUGUCUGCCCCGAAGAUUGUGUUGCAGCCUCAAAGCAAUGAGAUCUACUGGCUGAUCAUGCAGUGUGUCCGAGACUGUAUAGACAGCACCAAGCAAUUUGUGCGCUGGAUGCAUGGGACCUGCAUUGAGAGCCCUCCCCAGCAUGUGGGAGGUGAAGAUGAGUUUGUGACGUUCAGCUUCUACAGUGACGUGUGUCAGCAUCCUCAGAUAAAUGAAAGUGUCAUGACAGUGUCCCAGAACAUCCAGAGGCUGCUCCUCUCUGUCGAUCGGUACCUUUCCCACUGGAAACGCUAUCGGCCUCUCUGGGAAAGGAACAAAACCAUUGUGAAUGAAAAGUUUGCUGCUAAGAAACCGUCCUGUGUCAUGUAUGACAAUAGGCUCCAGUUCCUUGCUCGUAUUAAUCAGGAAGUGAUGCUGGAGCCUCUGUUCAUGAAAGAACACAUCAUCCAUCUAAACCUGGAUCCUCUGGCUCAGACUGUGCAGGAGAUUGCAGAAUCCUGGAUCAGUUCAUUGGGUAGCUUACUUAACAAGCCUGCAAAAGAGGAUCUCUUCGACCUGAGGGAUGAACUUAUGCAACUCUCCAAGAACCUGAAACAGCGCCCAGACACUUUUGAAGACCUGAAGUUUGUCCUUAGCACCAUCUCAGACAUCAGGGACAUGUCUUUGGAGGUGGAAAUGAGAUUCACCGACAUUCGGGAAAAAUACAGAACACUGGCCAUGUACAAAGCGGAGGUUGGAGAGGAUGAACUGGAGCUGAUGGCCAAUAUUGACCAGAUAUGGAGUGAUCUGUUUGUAGAAUCCAAACAAGUGGAUGAAAGUCUGACAGAUGUCAAGAAAUCAUUUACUGUGACUAAAAAGGAGCAGAUUGAAGAGUUUAGACAAGAUGUGUUUAUCUUUGCCGAAAGCUUCAACAUGCACGGUCCUGGAGCUGUGGGAGAUGAUUUGGAGAAAGGACUUACGAUUAUGGCAAAAUAUGAGGUGGAUCUUGCCAAGACAGUGGCAGAACGGCAGGAACUAACUAAUGCUGAGAAGCUGUUGGACCUACCAGUGACUUCGUACCCAGAGGUUAUCAACAUGCAGAAGGACAUGGAGGGCUUGAGACAGAUAUAUAAUGUAUAUAAAGCUCAGCAGGAUGCCAAGGCAAAGUGGUCACAGACACUGUGGGUAGAUUUAGACAUCCAGGUGCUACAGGAGGGUAUUGAGGGUUUCAUCAAAAACUUAAGGCACCUGCCCAAAGACGUGCGCGCCUUGCCCGUGGCCUUCUUCCUGGAAGGACGUAUGAAAGAGUUCAGAGAGUCUCUGCCUCUUCUGCUGGACCUGAAGAAUGAGGCCCUCAAAGACAGGCACUGGAAAGAGCUGAUGGAGAGAACAGGCACUAGCUUUGAGAUCAACACUGACACCUUUACGCUGGAGAACAUGUUUGCUAUGGAGUUACACAAAUACGCAAAUGUCAUAAGUGACAUUGUCUCCUCUGCUGUGAAGGAGCUCAGUAUUGAGAUGGGAGUAGAGGGAGUGGUACACACCUGGGAAGGCAUGACGUUCAGUGUGCAGCCUUAUUUUAAAGGCACCGAGAAGCGUGGAUCCAUUCUGGGUGCCGUGGAUGAGAUACUGCUGAAUGUGGACAAUGAUGUCAUGAACUUACAGAGCAUGGCCGGCAGCCGUUUUGUUGGACCCUUCCUCAGCACCAUACAACAAUGGGAAAAAAAUCUGUCCCUUAUCAGUGAGACCAUAGAGGUGUGGUUGCUGGUACAACGAAAAUGGAUGUACCUGGAGAGCAUAUUCAUUGGUGGAGACAUUCGCUCGCAGUUACCUGAGGAAGCAAAGAAAUUUGACAACAUUGACAAAAGGUUUAAAGACAUAAUGAAUGUCACAGUAAAGGAUCCGAACAUUAAGCGAUGUUGCCUGGCUCCCAACCGCCUAACAGAGCUCCAGUCUCUGAGUGAUGGUCUAGAGAGGUGCCAAAAGAGUCUCAAUGACUACCUGGACUCCAAGCGGAAUGCAUUUCCUCGCUUUUUCUUCAUUUCUGAUGAUGAACUGCUCAGCAUUCUUGGGAGUAGUGACCCUGCAUGUGUCCAGGAGCACAUGAUCAAGAUGUAUGACAACAUAGCAUCUCUGAGGUUUGACGUGGAAAGCGGUGGAGCUACAGUUGUUGGAGCCAUGGUGUCUGCUGAGGGUGAGGUGAUGGAGCUGAGGAAUCCCAUCCCAGUGGAGGGCAGAGUGGAGGAGUGGAUGAUGGGAGUGCUUCUGGAGAUGAGGAGGACGAAUAGACUCAUCACCAAGGAAGCCAUCUUCCGCUACUGUGAAGACAGGAGUAGGGUGGAUUGGAUGUUGCUGUACCAGGGAAUGAUGGUGCUGGCUGCAAAUCAAGUGUGGUGGACCUGGGAGGUAGAGGACAUCUUUCAAAAAGUGAAGAAAGGAGAGAAGCACGCUCUGAGGAACUACGCUGACAAAAUGCACCAGCAGAUUGAUGAGCUGGUAACACGCAUCACUCAACCUUUGAAGAAAAAUGACAGACGAAAGAUCAACACUGUGCUUAUCAUCGAUGUCCAUGCAAGAGACAUUGUGGACAGCUUUGUACGAAACAGCAUAAUGGAUGCACAAGAAUUUGAGUGGGAAAGCCAACUAAGAUUCUACUGGAUCCGUAAACAUGACAACCUAUUUGUGCACCAGUGCAGUGCUUCGUUCUCUUAUGGCUAUGAAUACAUGGGGCUGAACGGUCGAUUGGUUAUAACCCCACUGACAGACCGGAUCUACCUCACUCUCACGCAGGCCCUCUCCAUGUACUUGGGUGGAGCUCCUGCUGGGCCGGCUGGCACAGGAAAGACAGAAUCCACCAAAGAUCUGGCUAAAGCUUUAGGCCUGCUCUGUGUGGUUACAAACUGUGGUGAGGGAAUGGACUACAUGGCUGUGGGUAAGAUCUUCUCUGGCCUCGCCCAGUGUGGAGCUUGGGGCUGCUUUGAUGAGUUCAAUCGCAUUGAUGCCUCAGUAUUGUCAGUCAUCUCCUCCCAAAUCCAGACCAUCCGCAACGCUCUCAUUCUGCACCUUAAAAGGUUUCUUUUUGAAGGGCAAGAGAUCAGCCUGGACGACCGCAUGGGGAUUUUCAUCACCAUGAACCCUGGUUAUGCAGGACGUACAGAGCUGCCAGAAUCAGUCAAAGCCCUCUUCAGGCCUGUGGUGGUCAUUGUACCUGAUCUGCAGCAGAUCUGUGAGAUUAUGCUCUUCUCUGAGGGCUUCCUAAUGGCAAAGGUGCUAGCAAAGAAGAUGACGGUACUUUAUAAGCUGGCUCGAGAGCAGCUGUCCAAGCAGUCUCACUAUGACUUUGGCCUACGAGCUUUGAAGUCUGUCCUCGUGAUGGCAGGAGAGUUGAAGAGAGGCUCACCAGACCUCAGUGAGGAUGUGGUGUUGAUGCGUGCUCUCAGGGACAUGAACCUGCCAAAGUUUGUGUUUGAAGAUGUCCCCCUGUUCCUUGGACUGAUCUCAGAUCUGUUCCCUGGCCUGGACUGCCCUCGCGUUCGCUAUCCUAACUUCAACGAUGCUGUGGAACAGAUCCUCCAGGACAACAAAUAUGUCAUGCUGCCUAACCAGGUGGAUAAAGUGGUACAGAUGUAUGAGACGAUGAUGACCAGGCACACGACUAUGGUUGUGGGACCAACGGGUGGAGGGAAAUCAGUUGUGAUCAGCACAUUAUGCCAAGCUCAGACCAAAUUGGGAUUGCAAACCAAACUUUAUCCCCUGAACCCUAAAGCCAUGAGUGUCAUUGAACUUUACGGUGUUCUGGACCCUGACACUCGAGACUGGACUGAUGGGAUCUUAUCCAACAUCUUCCGUGACAUCAACAAACCUACUGAGAAAAAGGAACGGCGGUACAUCCUGUUUGACGGGGAUGUGGAUGCUCUGUGGGUUGAGAACAUGAACUCAGUGAUGGAUGACAACAAGCUCCUCACUCUCGCUAAUGGAGAACGGAUCCGUUUACAGGGCCACUGUGCCCUGCUGUUUGAGGUUGGAGAUCUGCAAUAUGCUUCCCCUGCUACUGUUUCCCGCUGUGGGAUGGUUUUUGUUGACCCUAAAAACCUGCGAUAUACCCCAUUCUGGCAGAGAUGGGUGAACAACAGACCGGUCAAGGAACAAAAAGUACUAAACAAACUGUUUGAGAAAUACGUGCACAGCUCCAUUGACAUGAUUGUGGAUGGUAUUGUUGAUGGAAAACAAGGUCAGAAACUGAAGACUGUUGUCCCUCAGACAGAUCUCAAUAUGGUGACUCAGUUGUGCUUGACAUUGGACGCGCUGCUUGAGAGUGAGAGCAGCAGUGCUGAAGUCCUGGAAUGUUACUUUCUGGAAGCUCUGUACUGCUCACUGGGGGCCACACUACUGGAGAGCAGCAGGGUCAAGUUUGAUGAGUUCAUCAAAAAGCUUUCCUGCUUAACUACAGUGCAUGAUGAGAAAGCCCUGGCUGGACCUGGAGAGAUCCCAGGAUACCUGCCAUCUCUGUAUGAGUUCCAUUUUGAUGGAGCACAGGAGAAGUGGAUACCCUGGAGCUCCCUGGUGGCCAAAUACAUUCACAACCCUGAAAUGAAGUUUGCUGAUAUCCUCGUGCCAACUAUUGACACGACGAGAGCCGGCUGGAUCCUGGAACAGAUGGUGAAGAUAAAGAGGCCAGUGCUAUUGGUAGGAGAGUCUGGCACUUCCAAGACUGCCACUAUUCAUAACUUCCUGAAGAAUGUGAAUGCAGAUACAAAGAAUACUCUGAUCAUCAACUUCUCAUCCAGAACGACUUCAAUGGACUUGCAGAGAAACCUGGAGGCCAAUGUGGAGAAAAGGACCAAAGAGAUCUACGGCCCUCCUAUGGGGAAGAGACUGCUGGUCUUUAUGGAUGACAUGAAUAUGCCAAAGGUGGAUAGUUAUGGCACACAGCAGCCUAUUGCACUUCUGAAGCUGCUGUUGGACCGAGGAGGCAUAUAUGACAGAGGAAAAGAGCUUAACUACAAAAUCCUGAAGGACCUUGGCUUUAUUGCUGCCAUGGGAAAGGCAGGAGGUGGGAGGAAUGAGGUGGAUCCUCGCUUUGUCUCCCUCUUCAGUGUCUUCGGCAUUCCCUUCCCCACAGUGGAGUCCCUCCACCUGAUCUAUGCUUCCAUUAUCAAAGGCCAUACCAGGCAAUUUGAGGAUGUCAUCCAGAAGGUUUGUGAUAAAGUCACCUUCUGCACACUGGAACUCUACAACACCAUCAUCAAAGAUCUGCCACCGACUCCCUCCAAGUUCCACUACAUCUUUAAUCUGAGGGACUUGUCCAGAGUCUACAAUGGACUGACCCUCACCAAACCUGACAGGUUUUCCACCGUAGCCCGAUUUGUGCGUGUUUGGAGGAACGAGUGCCUGAGAAUCUUCCAUGACAGACUCAUUGAUCAAACUGACAAAACUUUGGUUCAAGGCCACAUAAAGAACCUGAUUGAGGAGCAUUUCAAGUCAGAAACAGAGGCAGUCAUGAGAGACCCAAUUCUGUUUGGAGACUACAGAACAGCCCUCAGUGACACUGAACCAAGGGUCUAUGAUGACAUACAAGACUACGAUGUUUCAAAAGACCUGUUUCAGAUGAUUCUAGAGGAAUACAAUGAGAACAAGUCGACGAUGAAUCUCGUACUGUUUGAUGAUGCUCUGGAACAUCUGACUCGAGUUCACCGCAUUAUUCGCAUUGAUCGUGGGCACGCACUGCUUGUCGGUGUCGGGGGCUCUGGCAAGCAGUCCCUCACUAAACUUGCUGCCUUCGCUGCUGGCUGUGAGGUGUUUGAGAUAGCACUGAGCAGAGGAUACAGUGAGUCAAACUUCCGCGAAGACCUGAAAACACUGUACUUGAAGCUCGGCAUUGAAAAAAAGAAGACAGUAUUCCUCUUUACUGAUGCUCAUGUUGCUGAGGAAGGCUUCUUGGAACUCAUUAACAACAUGCUCACCUCAGGCAUUGUUCCUGCGUUGUUCCCUGAUGAUGAGAAGGAAUCAGUUCUCAACCAACUUCGCGAUGAGGCUCUUAAAAUGGGAGCAGGACCUUCUAAAGAGAGCAUAUGGCAGUACUUUGUCAACAAGAGUGCCAACAACCUACAUAUUGUUUUAGGUAUGUCUCCAGUGGGAGACACCCUGAGGACACGCUGCAGGAACUUCCCAGGCCUGAUGAACAACACUGUGAUAGAUUGGUUCCUGCCGUGGCCUCCACAGGCGUUACUUGCAGUGGCUCAGUCCUUCCUUGGUGAGAAUCCAAUGAUUCCUGAGGCACACUCUGCAGCAGUUGUAGAUCAUGUAUGCAUGGUCCAUAGCUCCGUGGGUGACUACAGCAAACUAUUCCAGCAAAAACUCAGACGUUGCAACUUUGUUACUCCAAAGAACUACUUAGACUUUAUUAGCACCUAUUCUAACCUCUUGAAAGAAAAGAAUGACUACAUCCUGGCUCAGUGCAAACGUCUAGAGGGAGGUUUAGAUAAACUGAAGGAAGCCAGUGAACAGCUGGCUGAACUGAAUGUCAAACUUGCUGAUCAGAAGGUGGUCCUCGCUGAAAAGUCCACAGCUUGUGAAACCCUGCUGAAUGAGAUUGUCACAAACACAAGCGCAGCUGAGGAGAAAAAGACUCUGGCAGAAGAUAAAGCCAAAGAGAUUGAGGAGCAGAACAAAGUCAUUGCUGUUGAGAAGAGAGAAGCUGAAAGUUCUCUGGCUGAAGCUCUGCCAGCAUUAGAAGCAGCACGCAGUGCCCUGCAAGAUCUGGAAAAAUCUGAUGUCACGGAGAUCCGCUCUUUUGCCAAACCACCCAAACAAGUACAGGUAGUUUGCGAGUGCAUCCUGGUGCUGCGCAACUACAAAGAAAUCAAUUGGCAGUCAGCCAAGGGGAUGAUGUCAGAGGCUAACUUCCUGCGCUCACUGAUGGAGAUGGACUGUGAUUCCAUACAAAACAACCAGGUCAGGACUGUAAAAGGCUUUCUAAAGAACCUCCAGACAAGCUUUGAGGAGAUGCAAGCCAUCAGUAAGGCUGGAUCAGGAAUGUUCAAGUUUGUCGAGGCAAUCAUGGGUUACUGUGAUGUUGCCAGGGAGAUAAAACCCAAGAGAGAGAAGGUGGCACGCCUAGAGAAGAACUUCUUUCAGAGUAAGCAGGAGUUGGAGAGCAUUCAAAGUGAGCUUAGCGGCAUCCAGAAAGAGUUGCAGGCUCUUGGAGAGAAGUACCAAGCUGCUAUUGAGGAGAAACAGCUGCUACAGGAGGAGGCUGAGGUCAUGGAGAGGAGGCUGAUAGCUGCUGACAAACUUAUCUCUGGCCUGAGCUCUGAAAAUGAACGGUGGACAAACGAUUUAGAUGAGCUGAAGCAACGGCGCGUGCGUCUCCUGGGUGACUGCCUGCUUUGUGCUGCUUUUCUGAGCUAUGAAGGGGCCUUCAGCUGGGACUUCAGGAAUGAAAUGGUGUACCAAACUUGGGUUCAGGAUGUCCAGGAGAGAGGCAUCCCCUUGAGCCAGCCUUUCAAAUUGGAGAACCUUCUUACUGAUGAGGUAGAAAUAAGCAGAUGGGGCUCAGAGGGUUUGCCUCCAGAUGAACUGUCUGUGCAGAAUGGAAUCCUCACAACGAGAGGGAGCCGCUUUCCCAUGUGUAUUGAUCCUCAACAACAAGCACUCAAUUGGAUUAAGAAAAAGGAAGAAAAUAACAACCUCAAGGUCUCAUCUUUCAACGAUCCAGACUUCCUGAAAUGCCUAGAGAUGGCCAUCAAGUAUGGCUUCCCAUUCCUUUUCCAAGAUGUGGAUGAGUACAUCGACCCAGUGAUUGACAAUGUCCUGGAGAAGAAUGUAAAAGGAGCAGAGGGCAGACAGGUCGUCACGCUGGGGGACAAGGAGGUGGACUAUGAUCCCAACUUUAAACUGUACCUCAACACCAAACUGGCUAACCCUAAAUAUACUCCAUCGGUGUUUGGAAAAGCCAUGGUCAUUAACUAUACUGUGACCCUUAAGGGUCUGGAGGACCAGCUGCUGAGUGUUCUCAUGGGCUUUGAGAAGAAGGAGCUGGAAGAGCAGCGUGAACGCUUGAUCCAAGAGACAAGCAGCAAUAAGAAGCUGCUGAAAAACCUCGGAGACUCCUUGCUCAGAGAGCUGGCCACAUCUACAGGAAACAUGUUGGAUAACACAGAGCUCAUUAACACAUUGGAGGAAACAAAGUCAAAAGCCAGUGAGGUAUUUGAGAAACUACAGUUGGCUGAGAAGACAGCGAUGGACAUUGAUAAACUCAGAGAUGGGUACCGACCUGCAGCCAAACGUGGUGCUAUCCUGUUUUUUGCGCUCACAGAAAUGGCUCUGGUGAACAGCAUGUAUCAGUACUCACUGGCCUCAUACCUGGAAGUGUUUGACUUUUCACUGCAAAAAUCUCAACCGGAAAUUGUCCUUCACAAAAGACUCGACAACAUCAUAAACACUCUGACAUACAGUGUUUAUAACUAUGGCUGCACAGGGCUGUUUGAGAGGCACAAGUUGCUCUUUUCCUUUAACAUGACCAUCAAGAUUGAGCAGGCAGAAGAGAGGGUACCUCAGGACGAGCUGGAGUUCUUUAUCAAGGGUAAUCUUUCCCUGGAAAAAAGCCAACGCAAAAAGCCUUGUGACUGGCUUCAGGAUCAGGGCUGGGAGGACAUAGUGAAACUCGCAGAGCUCUUUCCUGACCCAUUUGGCUCUCUGCCUGAUGACAUUGAGAAAAAUUCCACUGACUGGAAAUCUUGGUAUGACCUGGAUGGACCAGAAGAAGCUCCAUUUCCCAUGAAAUAUAAGGACAACCUGUCCGACUUCCAGAAGCUGCUGUUACUGCGCUGCUUUCGUGUUGAUCGAGUCUACAGAGCCGUGACGGACUAUGUCUCUGCUACCAUGGGAGAGAAAUAUGUCCAGCCUCCUGUGAUCAGCUUUGAUUCAAUUCAUGAGCAGAGCACACCUUUCUCCCCCAUUGUCUUCAUCCUGAGCCCGGGCUCCGACCCAGCGAGUGAUCUCAUGAAACUAGCAGAAAGAUCCGGCUUUGGAGGCAGCAAGUUCAAGUUCCUUGCGAUGGGCCAAGGCCAAGAGAAGGUGGCGCUAGAUUUGCUUGAGAAGGCGGUGUCGUGGGGUCAGUGGUUGUUGCUACAGAACUGCCACUUGCUGGUGAAGUGGCUAAAGGAGCUGGAGAAGGCCUUAGAAAGAAUCACCAAGCCCAACCCCAACUUCCGCUUGUGGGUCACCACCAACCCCAUCAAAGAUUUCCCCAUUGGCAUCCUGCAAAAGUCCCUAAAGGUAGUGACAGAGCCUCCCAACGGUCUCAAGCUGAACAUGAGAGCCACAUACUCCAAAAUCUCCAAUGAGUCCUUGACAGCUUGUCCACACCCUGAAUUCCGCAGCCUGGUCUUUGUCCUGGCCUUCUUCCACGCCGUGGUCCAAGAGAGACGCAAGUACGGAAAGAUGGGCUGGAAUGUCCCGUACGAUUUCAGCGAGUCUGACUUCUUUGUGUGUAUGGAGAUUCUGAACACCUACCUGACAAAAGCUCAUGACCAAGGAGACAGCAACAUACCCUGGGGAAGUCUUAAAUACCUGAUUGGGGAGGUGAUGUAUGGUGGGCGAGCUAUAGACAGCUUUGACCGCAGGAUCCUGACUGUCUACAUGGAUGAGUACCUCGGAGACUUCCUCUUCUACACCUUUCGUCAGUUCCACUUCUUCAGCAACAAAGACGUUGAUUAUAAGAUCCCUCCAACUGGGCCAAAGACAGUAUAUGUUGAUGAGAUUGAGAGCAUGCCUCUGGCGAACACACCAGAGGUAAUGGGUCUUCAUUCCAAUACAGAGAUAAAAUACUACACACAAGCAGUUAAAGAGAUGUGGACUCACCUAAUAGACCUCCAGCCUCAGACAGGUGAAUCUGGUGGAAGCAUCAGCAGGGAUGAAUACAUCAGCCAGGUGGCCCAGGACAUUCAAAACAAGCUGCCCAAGUUAUUCGACAUGGACGUGAUCCGUAAAAAGUUUGGCGCUGACAUUUCUCCAACCUCGGUGGUUCUGCUUCAAGAACUGGAGCGCUUCAACAAGCUGGUGGUCCGCAUGCAGCACUCCCUGGCUGAGCUGCAGAGGGCCUUGGCUGGUGAGGUGGGCAUGAGCAGUGAGUUGGAUGAGGUGGCUCGGGCCCUUUUUAAUGGUCACAUUCCUGCCAUUUGGAAGAAGUUGGCACCUGAUACUCUCAAGUCCCUCGGCAACUGGAUGAGCCAUUUCAAGAGGCGUUAUGAACAGUACAGCUAUUGGGUGGAUGAGGGGGAGCCAAAAGUCAUGUGGUUAUCAGGACUCCAUAUCCCAGAGUCUUACUUGACUGCUCUGGUCCAAGCUGCAUGCAGGAAAAAUGGUUGGCCUCUGGAUCUUUCCACGCUGUACACUGAAGUGACGCAGUACCGCAGUGAGGAGGAAGUCAGUGACAGACCCAGACAGGGUUGUUUUGUGUCUGGCCUGUAUCUGGAGGGAGCAGACUGGGACAUGGAGAAGGGCUGCUUAGUGAGGAGUAAACCAAAAGCUCUGGUUGUCGAACUGCCCAUCCUCAAAGUCAUCCCCAUAGAGGCACGGUGCCUCAGCUUACAGAAUACGCUGCGGACCCCCGUGUACACCACGUCCUUGCGGAGGAAUGCAAUGGGUGUGGGGUUGGUGUUUGAGGCCGACCUGUUCACCACCAUGCACAUCUCCCACUGGGUGCUCCAGGGAGUCUGUUUGUGCCUCAACACCGACUGAAGACGACCCUCAGCCUCACUGAGCUUCACACAGUUUGUUCAGAAAUGUUCAUUAAUAACAGUGAUGCCUGAUGUUUGCAUGUUUAGAAAAAAUCUCAUUAGCAGUUUGCAUUAAAUAAAACACUUGCUUUAAUAUAAUUUGCGUGUCAUAUAUAUUUCUUUAAUAUAUUCAGAGAGAGUCAUGGAAUUGUUUUGGCCAAUGAUGUUCUUUGCUUUCAUCAUUCUGUCAGUAGAUGGCAGCACA
Messenger RNA from Stegastes partitus (bicolor damselfish), 13953 nucleotides. It is a transcript of the gene dnah10, whose product is annotated as dynein axonemal heavy chain 10. Gene Ontology annotation, biological process: microtubule-based movement. Lineage: Eukaryota; Metazoa; Chordata; Actinopteri; Pomacentridae. Gene Ontology annotation, cellular component: dynein complex. The transcript is spliced from 78 exons. The record is from RefSeq and is a predicted model, not a curated record. Gene Ontology annotation, molecular function: dynein light intermediate chain binding; minus-end-directed microtubule motor activity; ATP hydrolysis activity. The coding region runs from base 1 to 13710 and encodes 4569 amino acids.